CCCAGCAAUUGGAUUGCUAAAUCUGGGACCGGCCAAAUUUUUUUGGCAUACUGCUACAGUGCGAUCUCACAUAUGAGAUCGCACUGUAGCGCUAUGCCAUCCAACAAAAUUUUAUUUUAAUAGUGCACAGUCGCUCAACCUCUCUCUCUCUCUUCCUACACUACCGGUUUUUGCUCUCUCGCGCCAUCAAGCUUUUCCCUUUCCCUCGCUUUUCUCUCCGAUCACCAAGCCGCUGUCUCACCAAGCCUCGCUUUUCUCUCCGAUCACCAAGCCAUCGCUGUCACCAAGCCUCGCUUUUCUCUCCGAUCAACAAGCCGCUGUUCGAAUCACCAAGCCUCUGCCGAUUCACCCUCACCCAUCUCCAAAUCCGUUUUCACUGUCACCAAGCCUCGCUAUUCUCUCCGAUCACCAAGCCGCUGUCACCAAGCCUCGCUUUUCUCUCCGAUCAAGAAGCCGCUGUCCGAAUCACCAAGCCUCUGCCUCUGCCGAUCCACCCUCACCCAUCUCCAAAUCCGUUUCACUGUCACCGAGCUUCGCUUUUCUCUCCGAUCACCAAGCCGCUGUCACCAAGCCUCGCUUUUCUCUCCGAUCACCAAGCCGCUGUCCGAAUCACCAAGCCUCUGCCUCUGCCUCUGCCUCUGCCGAUUCACCGAAGCUUCGUCGGUCUCUCAAAUAAAAUCAAAAUCAAAAUCAAAGCAAUUUACUAGAGGUGGGAUUCAGCUUCAUCACGAGGGUUUUCGCUUGCUGUCGGAUUAGCAUCUUCAGAAAGUCUGCUCAGGGAUGGAUACACAAGAAGAGAUAACACGAUAUGAUAAUGUCUCACAAAUGGAUGAUGAUUUUCUGGCAUCAUUUUUAAGUGAGUCUCAAAAUACUUCAAUGCAUGGCCAAGAGUCUUGUCCGGAAGUUGAAGUUGUCACCCCUAAUCCAACAAAACGUGGUGGCAACUUCAGUGUAGAUGAGGACAACCUCCUUGUCUCCGCAUGGCUUAACACUAGCAUGGAUGCCGUGCAAGGUACUGACCAAAGGAUUGAAAAAUUUUGGAAGAAAGUUUGGCAGUACUUUUGCGAGAAUAAUACUUACGGAACCACACGUUCUGCUUCCUCCCUCCAAAGUCGAUGGGGAAAUAUUAAUAGGGAGACAAGUAGGUUUGCUGGGUUCAUGGCUAAAGUUGAAGCCCGAAAUCCAAGCGGUAUGACUUACGAGGACAAGUUGAAAGAAGCAAAGGAACUAUAUAAAGAUUCACCAACUUCAACAAGCAGCAAAAAACCAGUUUUUGCAUUUGAGCAUUGUUGGGUUGUGUUGAAGAACCAACCAAAGUGGGGUAUGCCUAAGGAAAGAUCAAAGGGACUUCCUCAAACUCCAAGUUCAAUUGAUCAAGUUUGUAGUAAUAAUGAUGACACAAUGGAGGUAGAGAGACCAAUUGGUAGAAAAGCCGAAAAGGCUAAGCGAAAGAGAACAGAUGGUGAUAAGGGUUUUGAGGAUUAUUUGGUGAAAAAAAUGCAGUAUAUGCAAGAAUCACAUGAACAAGACAAUGAGGCUCUUCGCAUCAAAGCGGAUAGGGUUCGAGUGGAUGCGCAAAGAGCUGAUAUUGAAAAGGAAAGAGCUGAUAUUGAAAAAGAAAGGCUUCGUCUUGAAACUAGUAGGGAGAUGCAUAGAGUUGAUAUUGAAAAUGAAAAGCUUCGUCUUGAAACUAUUAGGGAGGAGGGAAGAAUAAUGACCUUGGAUACAAGUGGCAUGAAUGACAAAGAAAAACUUUAUUUUGAAAAUCUCAAGAAUCAAAUCCUUGCAAGACAACAAUUAGAGUAAAUAGUUGGGUUUGAUCCAAGGAGAUGAUGUUUUGUCAUAACUAUAUUUUGGUAGUAAAUUAUAUAUGGGUUGGGGUUUGGCAUAUGUAAAUGCUAUUUUGUUUCAACCUUAUUUUGGUAGUGGUUUAUUUUAAACGUAAGUUUGGAACAUGUAGAUGAUGUAUUGUUCCAACUUGAUCAAUUGGCAGUAGGUUGUGCCAUUUAUGUAAUCACAUUAUUUUUGGUUAUAUGAAAAACUUAUGUCCUUUCUAUGUUUGAUGAAGUUUAAAAGUGAUCGUUUUUAGUCCCUUAGAUGAUGUGGCCUAACUAAAAAUUGACAUGUGAUCAUUCCAUAGGGACUAAGAUUGCUCUCCUUUUCAAUUUAAUUGUGGUAAACUGGUAAUGCAACUUUUGUUUGUGUGGAGAUGGGGAGGUUUGUAUAUAUUCGAUGGAUACACGAGAUUAAGAUUCAGCAAAUGGAAUAUUGGAGUUAAUGCCAAACAAGGAGAGAGUGAAACGAAGUUGUUUGAGAAUUUUGUAAUAUAUGAUGUGCUGAAAUGGUGUUGUUUGGAUUCAUUGUUCCGGUUCAAGGUACAAUAAGGAUUAGGGAAGCCUAGUAGGAUUUAGAUUAAGGCGUUGAGGAAGUGCUUGACAAAGUCUCUGUGAAUCUCAUCUAGUUAUUGAUAAUGUGUCUAUUAAUUACCUGAUGAAGUUUUAGUUUCUAUAAUAUCUCGCUUGACUUUGAAAGAAGCAGGAAGAAGUAGCAUUAUUUAAGAUGGAAAAGGAUGUCAAGAUUUUAGUGUAGAAAAAGGCAAAAGGCAAUAUUUGUCUAAGUGAAGCAAGGCCUCAAAUUCUAAAUAUAGUUAUUAUACUAAGAAUGAACUCAAAUCAUACGUGUCUAAUACCCUGGAAUUUUAUAUUAAAGUCUUUGUGGCUCUACAAAUGUGUGCUACAUGAGAAAAAAUUAAUCAACAAUAAGCUUUACAACAAGCUAGGCACAGUUUGAAUUGAUGCUGGAGUGCUCUUGCACAUGUUAAUGUUAUGAGCGUAUUUUCGUUGUUUAAUUGAGAUAGGUUGUUGCCUUUUCUCACAGUUAUGAGCUCCGAAAUUUUCUUCGUCUACUCUCUCUCUCACAGUAUGGAUAUAUUUUUCACAAUUUCCUCCAACAGACUUUCAAUAAAAAUUUCAAUUGAAGCGUUGUUGAUGCAAAUGGAACCAUAAUCUUUUUCACUAAUUAUUAUUUAAUUAUAUUUUUCAUAUUAGUGCUUUUAUUUUUUUGGAUUGGUUAGUUACACACCCACCCAAUGGGUCUUGAACCCUUGACCUCACCCUCCACCUACCAUCCAACACUUGUAAGGGGAGGAAGUGACAAUUGUGCUGGAGCUCACUGUCAAUUUUUCCCCCCCCCCAUAUUUUAUAUUUCACGUCUUAGUGACCUUUGUUAGGCAUCCAUCUGUGGUGAGAUGACUGGAUUUAGUGGUUUUAUUGGACUUUGGGAAAUGAUGCCAAAACUUAAAGAGUGACUGAAGCAUAAGCUCUGCUGAAUAUUAUUUGCAUGUCAGUCUGAUCCCAAAUUCUCUGUGGUU
Messenger RNA from Quercus robur (English oak), 3370 nucleotides. RefSeq names its product glutathione S-transferase T3-like. NCBI's taxonomy places the organism in Eukaryota, Viridiplantae, Streptophyta, Magnoliopsida, Fagales, Fagaceae. Bases 781 to 1806 code for a protein of 341 amino acids. The transcript has 4 exons. The record is from RefSeq and is a predicted model, not a curated record.